Molecule: messenger RNA, 1476 nt
Organism: Cylindrotheca closterium
Lineage: Eukaryota; Bacillariophyta; Bacillariophyceae; Bacillariales; Bacillariaceae
Source: the annotation of a GenBank genome assembly
AUGACAGCCAACGACAUGUUGCAGGGAAAAGAGAUUGCGUUGAAAAAACGUUUCGAACGAGACUUCUUGCCCAAGUAUGGUGCUCUCUGGCGAUGCAUUGAGCAGACCAGAACAGCUCCAAAAGAUCCUCAAGCUCCUGUGAAAGCAUGUGUUGAUUUUCUUACGGCUAUUGAAAAUAAGGCUCCAGCAACUAUCCGUGCGGCUACAAAUGAAGACGAAUGUGGCUGUGAAUGCGAGCCUCCAAUUUUGGAGAACGAAAAUGGCAAGGAAAAUAUCCGUAGCCUUCCAAACUUUGAAAUGCAAGAAAGAGCGGAAGAAAAAACAGAUGCGAAUGAAAGUCAAAUAAUUCAUUUGACUGAGGAUUCAGAUUCAGAUUCAGAUUCAGAUUCAGAUUCAGAUUCAGAGAACGAGAUUGAAUUGGAAACAGAGCCACCGAUUGGCAACAGCAAGGUUGUAGAAAUUUUGACGGAUUCAGAUGACGACACCAGUGAUUUACGAAAAACAGCGCGAUUGGACCCAUCGCGACGGCCUCUUCAAAUAUCUUCAUCUUUUAUCGACGACGAUAGUACUGGUAGCGAUUCCAGUAGUGACGCUGAAUUUGAAAUUGAUUUUAGUAAUCUUAGUGAAGAAGAAAGUAAUGACGUCGAUGAUUUGAUUGAGUCAACGAAACGACUUAGCGUGAAUGACAAAGACAACAAACGUACAUUCAGUCAACCCAAGAGGAAAAGGACCCCAAUGAGCAAACGCGCUUUCAAGACCAAGCGAGAACCAAUGACAAAAGACCUAUUCAAAGAAUUCAAUACUAAAGUAUUUGGAGGAAAGCUGGAAUCCGUAUCCGUGCAAUGGUCGACAAAGUUGCGGACUACGGCUGGGUUGACGAGACUUCGUAAAAGUGGGCAGAACAUGAGACCAGGGGUUCCACUUCAACGCUUUGCGACCAUCGAAUUGAGCACCAAAGUGCUAGACAGUCAAGAACGAUUAGAAUCUACACUGCUUCAUGAGAUGGUUCAUGCCGCUGCAUGGAUUCUUGACAACCAAUGCAACCCCCCUCAUGGCAAAUACUUUUGGAAGUGGGCCAGAAUUGCCAUGAAAGAGAUUUCAGGGAUUGAAGUGACAACAACUCAUACUUACGAAAUCGAAUACAAAUACGCAUGGGCAUGCUCCAAACCUGGUUGCUCUUUUCUGGUAAAGCGACAGAGUAGGAGUAUUGAUGUAAAGAAGCAGUGCUGUGGAAGAUGCAAGGGAAGGUUAGUUGAAGUCGACGCAAAGACCGCGAAGACGAAUAUAACAGAAAAGAAACGAGCUCCUCCCUCGGAAUACAAUUUGUUUGUGAAGGACCAGUCAAAAGUAGUGAGAGAAAAGCUGAUGAAUAUCCAACGAGGGGAAGGUAGAGCAAACCCAAAAGUGUCACAGAGCGACGUGAUGAAGGAAUGUGCUAGGCUUUGGCGCGAGAAGAAAGCAGUACAGCAAAUUUGA